Molecule: messenger RNA, 1031 nt
Organism: Hydra vulgaris (swiftwater hydra)
Lineage: Eukaryota; Metazoa; Cnidaria; Hydrozoa; Anthoathecata; Hydridae
Source: RefSeq, a predicted model, not a curated record
CAAAACUCUCGAUAUUGCACACGAAGCGCAAACAUUAGCAGAGCAGAAUUUUAAUUGCAAUGGUACAAUGUACUAUUCCAAAUAAACGUUGUUAGUAAAGCAAUGCAAGCCAAAGACAAAUGCAUCACAUUUUUGGAAAAUUACAGAACGUUUGGCUUUAAACAAGCAACGGUUGAUGCCAAAGAGUUAGCUGAAGAGUUAAACAUCGAUGCAAUAUUUAAGCCGCUUAAAAGAGUACGACGAGUGAAACGUCAUUAUGAUGAAAAUGCUGCUGACGAACCAAUUCGAAAUCCCGAGAAGAAACUAGAAGUGACAUUUUUAAACCCUUUAUUAGAUACAUGUCUGUCGUCAAUAAAUGAAAGAUUUGAACAACUUAAUGAAUAUGUAAAUAUAUGGAGUUUUUUAUUUAAUUUGGAUAAUUUGCCCAUUAAGAAUGAACUUUUAAAAUUGUGUAAACAAUUACAAGAAAAAUUAACUGUAAAUACAAAAUCAGAAAUUGAUGGUGCUUUGCUAUGCGACGAACUAAUAAAUGUGCAGUUUUUUAUUGAAGAUAAAUUAAGCAAUGUUGAAAAUGAAAUAAAUACAAAAGAGAUGACACCACUUUUUGUACUGAAUUUUAUUAAAAAACAUUGUCUACAAGUUUUAUUCAAAUACAUGGAUUGUUCUGCGCAUUCUUCUUACAAUACCUGUUACUGUUGCUAGUGGAGAACGUAGUUUUUCUAAACUGAAGUUAAUCAAAACAUAUUUAAGAAAUACCAUGUUGCAAGAUCGACUUAAUUCUCUAUCUAUGUUAUCAAUCGAGCAAGAUAUAGCUGAAAAUUUAGAUUUUUCUAGUUUGAUAAGAGAUUUUGCGGACAAAAAAGCUAGAAAAGUUAGAUUUUAAAAUUUAAUAACUCUUGUUUAUAUAGUUAGAAGAUUUAUUAUAUGUUUAAUAAAAACAUUUGUUAUUUUAAAAGCAGCGUUGCGUUGUCUAUUUAUUUAGUCACUCAUUUCUAUAAACCCAUAUCAUGAAAAGUCUAAAUUUAUAAUUU